This is a messenger RNA of Rhodamnia argentea, 1507 nucleotides long. RefSeq names its product lipase-like. Bases 244 to 1311 code for a protein of 355 amino acids. Lineage: Eukaryota; Viridiplantae; Streptophyta; Magnoliopsida; Myrtales; Myrtaceae. The record is from RefSeq and is a predicted model, not a curated record. The transcript has 11 exons. Gene Ontology annotation, biological process: lipid metabolic process.
CCCAAAUCACCGUAGUACUAAGGAGGCAUCCUCGGAAAAUCCCACCCAAAAGCAUGGGUAAAACUGGAAUAUAGCGAAUCACGGUCAGACGACUCCGUCGUCGCCUUGCCUUCCACGGGGUCGAAGCGAUUUCCGUCACUCGGACCGCACGAAACUCGCUGAGUCGCGAAUCGGACCUCAUCGCCGCCGAUGCAGAAGCUGCGCGUCCUCUGAGACCCCAACGGUUUGAUUUGUCAGCUGCAGAUGAUGGAGCGAGAGAGGCGGUGGUUAGGAUUGAUGGUCUUGUUAUGCCUGUCUGCUUCUUGCGCGGCGAGAGAACUUAAGAUCAAGCACAAGGACGAUGGCCCUGUUUAUAAUCACACUCUUGCCACAAUAUUGGUGGAAUAUGCAUCUGCGGUUUACCUUUCAGAUAUGACGGAACUCUUUACGUGGACAUGUGAAAGAUGUGGAGACAAAACUGAGGGAUUUGAGGUCAUAGAGCUUGUUGUGGAUGUACAGCAUUGUUUACAGGCAUUUGUGGGAGUGGCACAGGAUCUUAAUGCUAUAGUAAUUGCGUUUAGAGGGACUCACGGAACGAGCAUACAGAAUUGGGUUGAAGACCUUUACUGGAAGCAGCUUGAUCUAAAUUAUCCUGGCAUGCCUGAUGCGAUGGUGCACCAUGGAUUUUAUUCUGCUUACCACAACACAACUAUACGGCCUGGGAUUCUAAAUGCUGUUAAAAGAGCACAAGAGUUGUAUGGGGAUAUCAAUAUCAUGGUGACAGGACAUUCAAUGGGAGCAGCUAUGGCAUCCUUUUGUGCACUUGAUCUCAGAGUGAAUUGUCUGGCUCAGAGUGUUCAGGUUAUCACGUUUGGACAACCUCGUAUUGGCAAUGCGGUUUUUGCAUCCUACUAUAGUCAACUUGUGCCAAAUUCAUUUCGGGUUACCAAUGGGCAUGACAUGGUUCCUCAUUUACCUCCAUAUUAUCACUAUUUCCCGCAGAAGACCUACCACCAUGUCCCAAGAGAGGUAUGGCUUUAUAAUGUAAACUUGGAAAGUUUGGUCUAUACAGUCGAGAAAGUUUGUGAUGGUACUGGGGAGGACCCGUCAUGCAGCAGGUCCGUGACAGGUAGCAGCAUUUUAGACCACUUAGUUUACUUCGGGGUGGAGUUGAUGGGCGACCCAGCAGGAUCAUGCAGAAUAGUCACAGACCCUCGUAUAAUGAAAUAUGGAACUGCAGAUCCUGGGGGAAAUCUUGUAUUAUCCAAGACUCCUGGUGUCUCCAUCUUGAGAUCUGGUGCGGGAUCGAAUGACGGGCAAAGAAUUCUUUAGGAUCAUGUUCUCUUGGGGAGAUAAUUUUCUUCAGCUAGUAUAUUGGAGUAGACGGUGCAAGCCUAUUUUAGAGCAAGCUUCAUCAUUCUUUGUACAGUUCUUCUAAAGAUGACACAGCGUCGAAUAAUUCAUGUGCUUUGUAUGUAAAGCAGUGAGUCAUGUAAACCUUCCUCAUCAAUUUGAAAAAUAUUUUACU